Molecule: messenger RNA, 1610 nt
Organism: Oryza sativa Japonica Group (Japanese rice)
Lineage: Eukaryota; Viridiplantae; Streptophyta; Magnoliopsida; Poales; Poaceae
Product: F-box/FBD/LRR-repeat protein At1g13570
Molecular function (GO): protein binding
Source: RefSeq, a predicted model, not a curated record
GCCAUGUCGAUGUCAUCCUCCUCGCCGCCGUCGCCGCCGCUGCCACCGCCGGCGGCGGCGUCGGACGUCGCCGGGACGGACAUUCUGCUGUCCCUGCUGCCGGAGAUCCUGGACGACAUCCUGACGCGGCUGCCGCUGAAGGAGGUGGUCCGCACGUGCUGCCUGUCGCGCGGGUGGGCGCGGCGGUGGGAGUCGGCGUCGGGCCUCGACGUCCGGUUCCGCGGGUUCUACUCCGCCGGCGCCGUUGCCGGCGUGCUCGCCCGGUGCGCCGCGCCCGUGGCGAGCUUCGACAUCGAGGUCCGCCCGCGGCUCCGCCCGCGCGCCGCCUACUGGCUCCGCGCGCUGGCGGAGAAGCGCGUCCGCUCGCUCCAGCUCGCCUUCGGCUCCUCCCGCGCCGACGAGCCCGGCGUCUUCCCCGGCGUCGGCCGCGCCAUCUACGCCCGCGCCGAGCUCUCCAACCUCUACCUCCGCUACUGCGAGCUCCCGCGCCCGCCGCCGCCGCAGCCGGGCCAGGGGUCGUUGUUCGCCGGGUUCCCGCGCCUCACCAGGCUGGCGCUCAACAGCGUCAAGCUCCCGUUCGCCGGCGCCGGCGCGCUGCUCGAGCGCGUGAUCGCCGGCGCGCCCGACCUCGCCGACCUGCUCCUGGUGGACGUGAUCACCGGCGUCGUCGCCGGGGGCGAGAAGAAGGUGGAGGAGGAGGAGCCGGAGGCGUGGGCGAUCCGGGCGCCCAAGCUCCACUCGCUGACGCUCUGGACGCCGGCCGUCGACAACGGCUGCCGCGUCGCCGGCGAGCUCCCGCUGCUGAACGCGGCGAACAUCUCCGUCGACGCCUUCCUCGGAACUGAAGAUUUUCUCGACACUCUCUGGCUGGUUUCGCGUGUGAAGGUGCUCAAGUUCUCUGUCAGAGACAGGGAGGUCGAUGAAAAUCCAUUGGAGAGAAUUACAUGGAAGUUCCGGAACUUAAGGACUUCAAACUUGAGCGUUGAUUUUGGCAAAAUCUCAAGUAUCAUGUCAAUCUUUUCUUUACUGCGUUGUGCUCCACAGAUUGAACAACUGAAUAUUGAGGUUGAUCUGAAAGAAGCACAGGGAGAUGAUGAGAUUCAUGAAGGGAUUCUAGAAGCAUAUAUGAGUGAAGAUUUGGUUAGAAGUCUCAAGCGUGUGACCCUGUCUUUUAUCAAGUGCUUCCCAGGGGAGAUGAGCUUUAUCAAGCUUCUUCUAUCCAAGGCAGCAUCCCUUGAAUCACUUAAAGUCAUGAUGUUCUGGCAUCAUAUAAUGCCCGUUUCGGAUGCGUGUCUUCUUUUCACGACAUACAAAAAGGAGUCAUCUACCCAGGUGAAGUUUAUAGUGGAGCAUGGCAUGGACACAUUCGACAUCGGCUCUUAAUUUGGGAGUCCAAAUAUUUUCCGGAAUAAACGGAAGAACACCUUCUCUGGACUUGCAAACUGUGUUGGCUGUAGAGAUGGAUGUUGUUGCACAAACCAUUGUUUGCCUUUUGUUUUUCCUUGAGAGGUGUCUCUGAUACUCAUGUUUGUGACUUACUGUCAGAUUGCUUUAGAUGUAACACCUGAACCAAAUUAUGGUGUUUUAGAUUUCUGAAAUUUGUUAGUAGA